AUGCCGUUUGAUACCCGUUAUUUAGAACUAGAUAUGGAGCCUAGACAGGGUGUAAACUCCGCUGUUAGAAGUGGUUAUGUUUCUAGUGAUUUGACUAGUUCUGUUUGUGAUGAGAAUCCUCCUCCUACGAUAGGAGCACCGGAAGAAUAUAAGUGGAAAAUGAGUGGGGAAAAUCGGACUAGUAAGGACAAAGAGGAUGUAGAAGCUGUUGAUUCAGUAAAAUGGAAAACAUGUACUGGAUGCUGCAGGCCGGAGAAAUGUACGCGUGAGAACCACUGGACGGAUGGCAUGAUAACUGAAAGAUGGGCUUCACUCAUCCAUAGCAACCAGAUGGCUGAUAACCUCACCCAUAGCAGCCAGAUAGCUGAUAACCUCACCCAUAGCAACCAGAUAACUGACAGCCUCAACCAUAGUAACCAGACGACUGAUAGCCUCAUCCAUAGCAACCAUAUAUCUGAUAACCUAGCCCAUAGCAACCAGAUAUCUGAUAACCUCACCCAUAGCAACCAGAUGCCUGAUACCCUCACCCAUAGCAACCAGAUGCCUGAUAAUCUAACGCAUAGCAACCAGAUGCCUGACAACCUCACCCAUAGUAAUCAGCUGACUGACAACCAUAGCUCUAUCAUCCAAAUGACUUCACACCGUAUCCCUGAAAAUCAGUUGACUUGCAACCUUACCUCUAAGAAUCAAACAAGCGACACCCCAUCACCUUUGCACUACCCCUGUGAUGACACACCCUUAGAACCACCAACAAGCGAUCAAAAGACAAAAAUGUCCAGCCCACCACGGACUAAAAAAGUGAUUUUAAUUCUUCUCCUCAUUGCUUUCUUCUCUGCAGGUUGCGGGUUCUCUCUACCAGCGCCUUUCUUCCCACAAGAGGCAGAAAGCAAAGGCGUCUCCAACACAGUGAUCGGACUGAUUUUUAGCACGUAUGAAUUCAUGAUCUUCCUGUCUUCUCCAUUGUAUGGUAACUAUUUGAUGAAGAUAGGGCCAAAGUUCAUGCUAGUGUCUGGAACAUUUGUUGCUGGAACUUGUUCUAUUCUGUUUGGUCUAUUGGACAUGUGCCCAAAAGGAGCGUCGUUUGUCACUCUUUGCUUUGCUUGUCGUUCUAUCGAGGCUUUGGCGAUAUCAGCAAUUUUAACAUCAGGGUUCACCAUCAUUUCAAAAGAAUUCCCACAUAAUGUGGCCACGAGUUUUGCGGUCCUAGAAAUGUCAGAUGGUGCUGGCCUAAUGGUAGGGCCCGCGGUUGGUGGUGUCUUGUUCCAGAUUGGAGGAUAUGGCCUACCAUUUUUCGUUAUUGGGUCUCUUAAUCUAUUUGUGGGCACAAUUGUGUAUUUCUUGUUACCAGACCCACAAGGAAUGAAAGACGAAAGAAAAGGCAGUAUUGUCUCCAUGUUGAAGCACCCUAUGGUGUGGUUUACUGGCGCCAGCAUUAUCGUUUGUGCCGUGGGUGUUUCUUUCUUGGACCCAACACUGGCUAAACAGUUAGAACAGUUUAAUCUAUCGACUUCACUUAUUGGCCUGAUGUUUGUCAUUACUCCGUGUUUGUAUGCAGUGACGUCACCGGUGUGGGGGAGGAUCAGCGACUCUAUGAAUAUAAACGGCACUUUGAUAACCUUGGGAAACUUGAUGUGUGGGUUAGGUUUACUGGUAGUUGGACCCAGCCCAUUCUUACCUUUCUUACCUGUAGAAUUGUGGGUCAUUAUUUUAGGUCUGGUUAUUCUGGGGUUUUUCUAUGCCCUCGCUAUUGUACCUACCAUGAACUGCUUGCUGAUUAGUGCAAUUGAGCUGGGCUUUGAAAACAACUUGGAAACGUACGGCAUUGUUGUUGGGCUAUUUAAUGCUAUUUACUACCUGGGCACUUUCAUUGGCCCUAUGCUAGGAGGUGUGUUGAUUGAAGAGUUGGGCUUUAGGGCAGGAGCCACUGUCAUCAGUGAGAUCUACUUUGUCGUGAUGAUCAGCUGUGGCCUAUAUUUUGUCUACCGUCACCUCAGAUCAAAACCCAACAAAAAUUCUUCCUGUGUGGACUAUGGCGCUACCAGGCCUGAGACACAAACGAUAGUUCCGUUAAGAAUAAACUGA
Messenger RNA from Physella acuta, 2082 nucleotides. Its product is annotated as MFS-type transporter SLC18B1-like. Gene Ontology annotation, molecular function: transmembrane transporter activity. The record is from RefSeq and is a predicted model, not a curated record. Gene Ontology annotation, biological process: transmembrane transport. Lineage: Eukaryota; Metazoa; Mollusca; Gastropoda; Physidae.